Messenger RNA from Syzygium oleosum, 723 nucleotides. RefSeq names its product agamous-like MADS-box protein TM6. Gene Ontology annotation, biological process: positive regulation of transcription by RNA polymerase II. The transcript is spliced from 2 exons. Gene Ontology annotation, molecular function: protein dimerization activity; RNA polymerase II cis-regulatory region sequence-specific DNA binding; DNA-binding transcription factor activity, RNA polymerase II-specific. The record is from RefSeq and is a predicted model, not a curated record. Bases 1 to 723 code for a protein of 240 amino acids. NCBI's taxonomy places the organism in Eukaryota, Viridiplantae, Streptophyta, Magnoliopsida, Myrtales, Myrtaceae.
AUGGGUCAUCGUAAAUUGCCUUUAGAGCUUAUCCCCAAUGAGAAAGCACGUAGGAUCACCUACGAGAAGAGGAAGAAUAGCAUAAUGAAGAAGGCCCAAGAGUUCACCACCCUAUGUGGUGUCGACACAUGCAUGAUUAUUUACAGUCCCGAGGGAUCCGCCACCAGUGCCAAUGAACCCAAGGGGGCGGACCGCCGUGCCAAGAAGACAGUCGGGUUGCCCGACUUCUUCGUGAAUCGGAAGAGGAAGGUCGACACCGAGCUCGCCAAGGCCCGACUGGCCAAAUGGAAGGCCGAGUACCCGAUCUUGGAGGCGUUGAUUGAGGGCCUAUCCAAAGAGGACCUAGAGAGGCUAUUGGGCUCUCUGGGGCACAAGCUCGAGGCGGCCAAGGUGAGGCUGGCCAUACUGGAAGAGGAUGCAAUGAGGAGAUCAUUGAGCCGCACAAAUGAUCAUCACGCACAUGUAAAUGAUCAUAUGCAUCAUCAUCAUCACAUGGACGCCUCGUUUCAAGAUGACUGCCAUUUUGGUGAUGUCCCUCCUGGACAAGACUUUCAUUUCGCCACCCCGGAGGGGACGAUACUUUUGGAGACAUCGUCGUAUGGCCCCAUCAUGGGCAACAUGCCACUGGAAGGCACUCCGAGCUUUGGGACGUGCUAUGACGAGCUGAUGGUCCAACCAGCCUCGCUCCUCGUGCCGCUCUCGGUGAUGCAGGCUUCGUCAUGA